AUGUUAACUCUGAAUUUGGUCACUCAACAAUCCCCUAGGCUCCUCCCAACCCUAUCCGGCCUUUUCCUUUGCUCGUUCCUCGAUCGAACCAACGUAGGCAAUGGAAAAAUACUUGGCCUGGAGAAUGACAUCAAUAUCACUGGCCAUCAGUACGACAUAGGCCUGACCGUCUUCUACGCGAUGUACAUAUUUUGCGAGCUCCCCAGUAAUCUGAUCAUCAGAAAGGCUUCACCCAAAGUCUGGUUGCCGCUUCUGACAAUGGUAUGGGGCAUCUUCACGAUGUGCUUGGGCUUCGUGCAGAACUUUGCUGGCUUCGUCGUUGUUCGAGCCCUCUUGGGGAUCGCCGAAGCCGGACUGCUUCCCGGAAUUAUUCUGUAUCUGUCUUUCUUUUACAGACGAAACGAUUUGGCCUUGCGCAUCGGAGUUUUCUAUACUGCAGCUUCCUUAUCAGGAGCGUUUGGAGGUCUUCUGGCGCGUGGACUAGCGCAAAUUGGCCACGGAAGCGAGCUUGCAGGAUGGCGGUGGAUCAUGAUCAUCGAGGGCCUAUUGACAUUCUCAGUGGGUGGGCUGAGCUACUUUCUACUUCCGAAUAAUUUGGAAACGGCAUCUUUCUUGACUCAAGAGGAACGAGCAUUUGCUCUUGACAGGUUUAUGCUCGACGCUCCUUCAGCCAGGACAACAGAAAAUGAACAAGAGACCCUAAAGUGGACUGAAGUGCGACGGGGACUCCUAGACCUGCGAAUGUGGUUGUCUGCUACUGCCUAUUUCUCAAUUCUUUCGGGGCUGUACUCGUUCGGGUUGUUCCUUCCCACAAUCAUCGAGGAAAGUGGGUUCGCCCGAGAUCCGAACCAGGUUCAACUCUGGACUGUUAUACCGUAUGCUGUUGCCACCCCGCGCUUAGUUAUUGUAGCUGUUGUAUCGGAUCGGUUACAGCUGCGAGGCGUCGUAAUGCUUUUUACCUUGCCAAUCGCUAUAAUCGGAUACGGCGCGAUUGCAAACAUUUACUCGCCAUCAGCCAAAUAUGCAAUGACUUGUCUCAUGGCAACUGGGCUUUAUAGUAGCGUUCCAUGUAUCUUGGUCUGGAACUCAAAUAACUCUGCUGGACAUUAUAAGCGCGCCACCACGUCUGCCACGCAGCUGACAAUUGCGAACUGUGGAGGGCUCCUCGCUACUUUCAAUUAUCCCGACCAGGACAAGCCCCAGUAUCAACGAGGGCACACGGUCAUCCUGGGACUUUUGAUGUUCGCAUGGCUCAUGAUUCUGUUCAAUGUCCUGUACUGUGCCAAAAUCAACCGGGACAAGACACAAGGUAAGUAUACGCAGUAUGCGGGAUGCCAUGAUGAUCGUGACCCUGCGUUCAAAAUGAUGUUGUAGCUUCGGGAGAGCUUUCAACUGGCGAUGUGGCGAUGGGAACUUGUGAACUUGUGCGG
Aspergillus homomorphus CBS 101889 is the source of this 1430-nucleotide messenger RNA. Its product is annotated as putative MFS transporter. The transcript is spliced from 10 exons. Bases 1 to 1374 code for a protein of 457 amino acids. The record is from RefSeq and is a predicted model, not a curated record. NCBI's taxonomy places the organism in Eukaryota, Fungi, Ascomycota, Eurotiomycetes, Eurotiales, Aspergillaceae. Gene Ontology annotation, biological process: transmembrane transport. Gene Ontology annotation, cellular component: membrane. Gene Ontology annotation, molecular function: transmembrane transporter activity.